UCCCACUACAAUUUUUUUUCUUAAAUUACUUUGACAAUAUAACUUAUGCCUAAAAGUUCGUUUCCAUCUAAUGGCAUAACGACUGAUAUAUAAACUGAAGUCACGAACGUUUGGAAUGCGGAGUUUUUAUUUUCAAUUAAACUCAAAAAUUAUCUUUUUAAUUUGCCACAUCACAUGAAUUAAUAAUAGUGCCGUUACUGUGUGUUAUUAGAAAUCUUUUUUUUUCUCAUAACCUUUCGUGAAAUAAUAAAUUUAAUAAAGAAUUUAGUAUUUUUCUAAUUUUUAAAUAAAUUUAAAAAUGUUACCUUCUUUUUAGUAAAUGAAUAAAAAUAAAUUUAAAUAAUUUUUUGAAAAUCGAGAGAAAUAAUUAUUGUAAUAAAAUUAAACGAAUAUGGCAAUAAGUUUGAGUAAUUUUGUUCUGGAAUUUUUUGGAGUUGUGACAGUAGUGCUCCUUGGUGUUUACUUGUAUUUUAAAUUAUUUAUUUACAAUUAUUGGGAAAAAAAUGGAGUCCAAUAUAUAAAACCCAUAGUGCCAGUUGGGAAUAUUUUGAACGCCGUUAUUGGAAAACAGCACAUUGGUGUUUUUUUCGAAAAUGCCUACGAGAAAAUGAAGAAAUAUCGAUAUGGUGGACUUUAUACAUUUCACAAACCAUGUUUAAUGAUAGCCGAUCUUGAUUUAGUAAAAAUGGUCUUAACAGAAAAAUUCCAACAUUUUCACGAUCGUGGACUUUAUUGUAAUGAAACAGUUGACCCUCUCUCGGGACAUAUUUUUUUUCUAUCGGGACAAAAAUGGGAAAAUUUACGUGCAAAAUUGACACCAAUUUUCACUUCGGAAAAAUUGGAAGGAAUGUUUGGUAUUUUUAAAGAAAAAAGUGAUCAUUUGUGUUUUACUUUAGAGAGUCACAAGCAGAAAAUUAUUGAAGUCAAAGAUAUAAUGGCACGAUACACAACUGAUGUGAUUUUUACAACAGCAUUCGGUGCAAAUCCAAAUAGUCUUGACAAUCCAAAAAGUAAAUUUCGCUACUAUGGGAAAAAAUUAUUUGAAUUAAGUUCAACAAAAACUGCCCUUGCAUUUUAUGCACCUAGUAUUAUGGAUUUUCUCAAAAUUCCCCUAAACGAUAGAAGUUGUAGUGAAUUUUUCAUGAGAAUUUUCACUGAAACAUUUGAACAUAGAGUCAAGAAUAAUAUAAGAAGAAAGGAUUUCUUGGGUUAUUUAAUACAACUUGUUAAUUAUGGACAUUUAGAAGAAGUUGAUGCAGAAACAUCGAAAAUAGCGGAUUCUUUGGACGGUAAAAUAACAUUUAUGGAAGCUGCGGCGCAAGCUUUUCUUUACUUUGUAGGCGGUUUUGAAACUUCAUCGGCAACAAUUUCCCAUUGUUUAUACGAAUUGUCUGUUCAUCAGGAAAUACAAGAAAAAGUUCGCGAGGAAAUUAAAUUUGCCUUGGAGAAACAUGGGGAACUCAGUUAUGAUAGUUUGAAUAGUAUGCCGUAUCUUCAUCAAUGUGUUUCUGAAACUAUGAGACUGUAUCCAGGACUGACUUUUUUUAAUCGAAAGUGCACGAAAGACAUCGAUUUACCAACAACUAAUUUACAUGUGAAAAAGGGUGUCGACGUUGUGAUUCCUGUUUUGGGAAUUCAUUUGGAUCCGGAAAUUUAUCCCGACCCUUUGAAAUUUGAUCCCGAAAGAUUUACUCCAGAAAAUAUUGCCGCUAGACAUUCAUACGCUUAUUUACCCUUUGGCGAAGGUCCAAGAAUUUGCAUUGGAAUGAAAUUUGGUUACACUCAGACAAAAGUAGCCUUGGUCAAUGUUUUGAAUAAAUUUCAAGUGACUUUGGGACCAAAUACUCCAGUGCCACUUGUAAUUAAUCCAAAGUCCAUUGUCACGUAUUCAUCGAAGGAAAUUAAUUUGCGCUUUGAGCGAUUGUAAAUAUAAUAAUUUUAAAAAAUUAUAUUUAAAUAAAAAAUGUCAAAAAUCCAAAAAAGUAAAAUUUCAAAGUAAAGAUAAAA
This is a messenger RNA of Leptopilina heterotoma, 2007 nucleotides long. RefSeq names its product probable cytochrome P450 6a14. Gene Ontology annotation, molecular function: oxidoreductase activity, acting on paired donors, with incorporation or reduction of molecular oxygen; monooxygenase activity; iron ion binding. Lineage: Eukaryota; Metazoa; Arthropoda; Insecta; Hymenoptera; Figitidae. The record is from RefSeq and is a predicted model, not a curated record. The transcript is spliced from 6 exons. The coding region runs from base 392 to 1927 and encodes 511 amino acids.